ACCCACCCCCUUCUUCCUUCUCUAGUCAGACCAAACUCUCUCUCUUUCUCUUUCUUUGGUACUUUUCAUUUCUCUCUUUUUGAUUUCUGAGAGAGUUGGCAUGGAAGGAGGAGUACCUGAGGCUGAUAUCUCUGCUUUCAGAGAAUGUUUGUCUCUUUCCUGGAAAAAUCCUUAUGUCCUUCGCCUCGCUUUCUCUGCUGGAAUCGGUGGCCUUCUCUUUGGCUAUGACACCGGAGUCAUUUCCGGAGCUCUUUUGUAUAUCAGAGAUGAUUUCAAAGCUGUAGAUAGGAAAACGUGGCUACAGGAAGCUAUAGUGAGUACAGCACUUGUUGGAGCAAUCAUAGGUGCCGCAGUUGGUGGGUGGAUGAACGAUCGAUUUGGAAGGAGAAAAUCAAUCAUUGUAGCAGAUACCCUCUUUUUUAUUGGGUCAGUGAUAAUGGCUGCGGCUAUAAGCCCUGCUAUUCUCAUCGUGGGUCGAGUUUUUGUUGGCCUUGGUGUUGGAAUGGCGUCAAUGGCUUCUCCCCUGUACAUUUCCGAGGCUUCUCCCACUAGAGUUCGAGGAGCCCUUGUAGCUCUCAACAGUUUCCUCAUCACUGGUGGACAAUUUCUCUCCUACCUCAUCAACUUGGCUUUCACUAAGGCGCCUGGAACAUGGAGGUGGAUGCUGGGUGUGGCUGCUGCACCUGCUAUAAUACAAGUGGUGUUGAUGUUUACUCUCCCAGAAUCACCACGUUGGUUGUUCCGAAAGGGAAAGGAGGAGGAAGGAAAAGCAAUUUUAAGAAAAAUUUAUGCAGCUGAUGAAGUUGAAGCUGAAAUUCAAGCAUUGCGGGACUCAGUUUCUUUGGAACUGAAGGAAGCAGAGUCUUCAGGAAAGAUCAGCAUAAUCAACCUUCUAAAAACCAAAUCUGUGAGGAGAGGAUUGAUUGCAGGAAUGGGUCUUCAAGUGUUCCAGCAGUUUGCAGGAAUCAACACUGUCAUGUACUACAGUCCCACAAUUGUUCAGCUAGCUGGUUUUGCAUCCAACCAGACGGCACUACUCUUGUCCCUGAUCACUUCUGGUCUGAAUGCAUUCGGUUCAAUUGUGAGCAUAUACUUCAUCGACAAGACUGGUAGAAAGAAACUUGCUUUGUUCAGUUUGUGUGGCUGCGUUUUAGCCUUGGCCCUUCUAACUGCAACUUUUCGUGAGACUGAAACUCAUUCUCCAAUGGUUAGUCCAGUGGAGACCUCUCAUUUCAACAACACUUGCCCUAGUUUCCACACAACUGUGAAUCCUAGUGAAUGGGAUUGCAUGAAGUGUCUCAAGGCUUCACCUGAAUGUGGCUUUUGUGCAUCUGGCUCCAACAGGCUCUUACCCGGGGCAUGUUUGAUUUCUAAUGAUGCCACAAAGGGUCUAUGCCAAAAAGAUAAAAGAGCAUGGUACACAAAAGGAUGUCCUAGCAAAAGUGGGUGGCUUGCAAUAUUGGGACUUGCAUUAUACAUCAUAUUUUUCUCACCAGGGAUGGGAACAGUUCCAUGGGUUGUCAAUUCUGAAAUCUAUCCUCUAAGAUACCGUGGAAUAUGUGGAGGAAUUGCUUCAACAACAUGUUGGGUUUCAAAUCUCAUUGUUUCUCAGUCCUUUUUGUCUUUGACAGAAGGUAUUGGGACAGCAUGGACAUUCAUGUUAUUCGGAUUUGUUGCUUUCCUUGGAAUUUUCUUUGUCCUCAUUUUCGUGCCAGAAACUAAAGGUGUUCCAAUGGAGGAAGUUGAGCAGAUGCUGGAAGAAAGAGCUGUGCAUUUGAAGUUUUGGCAGAAGAGAAGUGUCCCCCAGAAGGGUUGAUUAUGUUUUAAUUAUAUGUUUGUUUAAAGAAUAAGUUUUAUUUCACAUCCCUUGACUCUUAUGCGGGAUGCGAGAUAAUUAUGGCUUCUUUAAAGAUUAAGUUGUCAAUAAUUAUAUAUAUGUUUAGAUAUUUUUUAGUUUUUGUUA
Molecule: messenger RNA, 1963 nt
Organism: Cajanus cajan (pigeon pea)
Lineage: Eukaryota; Viridiplantae; Streptophyta; Magnoliopsida; Fabales; Fabaceae
Product: putative inositol transporter 2
Biological process (GO): transmembrane transport; myo-inositol transport
Cellular component (GO): membrane
Molecular function (GO): myo-inositol:proton symporter activity
Source: RefSeq, a predicted model, not a curated record